Messenger RNA from Folsomia candida, 5256 nucleotides. RefSeq lists its product as uncharacterized. The record is from RefSeq and is a predicted model, not a curated record. Lineage: Eukaryota; Metazoa; Arthropoda; Collembola; Entomobryomorpha; Isotomidae. The transcript is spliced from 7 exons. Bases 4260 to 5126 code for a protein of 288 amino acids.
AAACGUGAUUCCUCCGCUGUUCAGUGCAAAGUGCGGCUCCACGCGUUUGUAACCUUUUCGUGCAAAGCAUUCAUUUUCUUGGUGCUGUUGAUAGUGGCCUCAUCGUCGUCCUUUGGGGGACCUCUCCUCGUGGCUGGUGACAGUAAUUAUAGGGAGAUUUUGGCCCUCUUUCAAACCGGAAAUGACUCUGACCAUCGGAUAAAGCUGCAGAGACUGGUCUCCUCCCACGUGGAAAACUUGCUCUGGCAAGUGAACAAGUUACAGCAGCUAAGUUAUGGUCAGGUCUGUGACUCUGUGCUCAUGGAGAAAGCUCGCCAUGAGUUGACUGAUCUUGUCGCAAAAGUGACACAGAGUCCGAACGAACAGCUCUUCGCUGACCUUGAGUCAAAAGCACAGGAAAUUACAAAGUCGGGAAAGCAAAGUUGCGACUAUUCACGCGGUUUGGCUUGUGACUCUGUCUCCAUGAAAUGCAUCUGCUACACGGGUCACCGACAUGACGUGACCUACGACGUGGUGAGAGAAGCUGGGUCCUGCAAACUGGACGAAAUGUCACGCUGCUAUUCCCCCAGCCAUUUGGUCUCACGUGGUGCGGCGGUCAUCCAUUGCAUAAAUGGGGCAAAAUGUGUAGGUGACCUUACUGGCCGGCGGUGUGUGUCGCCCGUGAUGAGUGAAAACUGUCAUUGCCAAAAGCCAUGUCCGGAUGGAUCGUUCACCAAUCUGAUUGACGAGUUGAAAAAGUGCAUUUCCAAGUUGAGCGACAUCAGCGUCCUCCAAUUUAAUGACUCCUGCUCCGCAAAAGAUCAGGCUGAGAGGGACGAAGUUGUGGAGGUCCUUGAGAGGUCGGGGUCGGAGAAGGCCGGACCCAUUAUUCGGGGGAUCAAGAGGUUACUCGCAUCUGACCGUUUCCUAUGUUCGCCACACGACCAGCUCGUCUGCGACCGCGACAUCCAACAGUGCGUUUGUGGGCCUGAGAAGGAUGGGAUUCUGUACGAGCGAGUGAACGACUCGUGUCUAUGGGCGAAGGGCUCCCGCUGUUUUCCCGAAGCGAUUUUCGAAAACGUGACGGGGUCGAAUGGGAGCUGCGUAUCGGGGACGGACUGCUUGAUGGAGGGUCAAACCAUCCCAUGUGAUCCCAACUUUGAGGAACCCUUGUGCUACUGCCAAGACCCAGCGGAUCUCGAGUCAUCAGGGAUGGUGACGGUCUUUUUGGUCCUGCUGGUCCUCGUAUUGGGCGGAGGUGGGGUGUUGGGCUUCCUCGUCCAUGCCAAAAUACUCUCUUGCCCACUCGGAAGUUCACCCGCAAACGUGUAACAAGUUUUCUCUUUUUACCUCUUGAUGAACAAAAUUUUUCCCAGUCAUUAAACGACUGACUCUUCAAAAACCUCAUCCCCCUGUCUCGUUGUCUCACACCCCUCCUGCAACACUUCACGGCCAAAUAUCCCCAUUUCCAGCAUUCAAAACAAAACAAAACGUACUGCAACUUCUUGAUAAACAAUGCAUUUAUUUCUCUACUUCAUGUACAAUAAAUAAGUAACGAUAGCAUGUCCGUGAUGAUGGCACAGAAGUUCAACUGACGAUGAGCAAGUCUAUAAUCCUCGGAGGCAAUUAAUUCACAUUCUAAAAAACCAUGUAUUCAACAAGUCUUCCAUAAUUGCAGCCUUAAUGCCAGAAUAAUAAUAAUAUUGUGUAAGUAUGAAACUAAAUUUAUUGGCUCUCUGUACUCGUUUAAUGGAAUUUAUUAGUACCAAAAACGUACCAGUAUGUGUAUUUAACUAACUAAUUAACUGUACUUAAUUAAUUAAUCGUAUCAGUAAAAAAUGUUGAUGGUUUUAUUUUUCAUAAUAUCGAAAAUUUCAAAUUUUCGUGAUUCUAGAUUUUUCACAACCACAAAAGGAAUUAUCAGAAGCCAGAAUUAUGUACUCCAUAAUAAUACGUAUUUAAAUAUGGACGAGUAAAUAUCUAUGUAGUUAUCUCACCACGUGUUGAACAUUAUGUAUAAAGUCUUCCAUAACAUAAAGUUACAAAUGCGACAAAAAGAGAAAGAGUAAAAAAAUGCAAACCAUGAUGAUAAAAUGUCUUCCAACACGUCUUCCACGCAACGAAACUCUUUCCCCUCCUCCUCCCACAAAGGAUGCGAAAACGAAGAUGGAGAGAAGGGGGAGGAGGAAAAAGAGCGAAACCAAGUCUUCCGAAAAUAAUACAUAGUCGAUCAACCAUUGCUUUCUACCAUGAAAGAUACGACGAUGAUGCAAAGUGAAUAAAAGUAAACGGAUAAAAAAUAAUAGACUUUUUAUUCUUGUCACUACGAAUCUGUGCGUGGAAUAUGUAUCUUAACUAGUGUCGUGAAUUUAAAGUAUGUAAGUAGUUCAAGAAUUAAAUAAUACUGGAGAGCAGGAACUCGUAUAUUCUAUUCUAUAAAAUUGAUGUGAUUUUUUAUUUUAAAAAAAUUCGACAACUAAUAAGGGAACCUUAGGUACUGUCACCUCUCGAUUUCCUUUCUUAAUUGACGGAUAAUUUAGUGAAACUAAAACUUUGUCAUAGAACAUACGGUGCAAAAUCACAUCUUCGUGAAAUAUUUGGUGAGAGCUGCUCCAAACUUGUCAUUUUUCGAAAAGUUAUUUUGUUGAAUAUGUUAAAAACUGACGAUACAAAUUUCCAGAAUUUUUUACAAUUUUUAAAAAUAAAUAUAGCCAACAAUUUUGAAGAAUGCGUUAACUAGACUGGCAUUGGUCAUGUUAUCUUUUUCCAUGAAAAAUUGGAAAUUUUCGGCCAUUGUAUUGCAGUAAGGAAAAAAUCAUUUUUUGAAAACUUUUGUAACGCCUUAAAGAAGUUUAGCACUUAAAUUUUGUUGAAAUUUCAAACAACGGCGAAAUUUAAAUUUAAAAAACGUUUGCAGAUUUUGACAAUUUGAAAAAAUGACAAAUGUUUGCAUCGUUUUUUUACAUAUUGGUGAUCAGCAUAAAAUUACUGACAGGUAUGUAAUGUAUAAACAUCAUUUCGUAGUUCCUAAGGCUGUUGUCUAUGUUAAAAGCAUUUGAAAAAUGACAAGUUUGGAGCAGUUCUCGCCAAAUAUUUUGCAAAGACGUGAUUUUGCACCGUAUAAUGUUCUAUGACAAAGUUUUAGUUUCACUAAAUUAUCCAUCAAUUAAGAAAGGAAAUCGAGAGGUGACAGUACUUAAGGUUCCCUUGUAAGUAGAAUUAAAUUGAAAUUUUCUAUAUCUUAUUUAUUACCUCAGCUAAAAAAAAUCAUAGUAAUUUUAAUUUUAAAGCCUUACAAACUAUGUCUGUAAAAUUGGGUCUAUCUGGUUUCUUUAUUAUGAAGUUAGUUUAAAGUGCAUCUGCAUGUGCAUGUCGUUGUUUAGUGCAUAUUAUAAAUAGUUAAAAGUGUUUAAGAGGAAGUUUUCCAGGUCUAAUUAUUUACCAAUUAUCGCUUGUUAUCACCUUGUAUCACGGGAUAAUUGCGCUUGUCAAUGUCAUUUCCCACCCGUUCUUAUCUGUUCUCUAGUCGUUCUAGCGAUUUCUUAUAUAUCGAAUAAUACGUUAGUAGAAUUGUAUGUUAGUCAAUCAUCAUCCAAUAAAUAUUAGAGGCAAAUGUCGGAUAAUGCGCCACAAUUAUAGUUCGUAACAUAAUAACCAAAAUAAAUACGUACAUAAACCUGACAGUUACUGGACUACGCAUUUAGCAGAUAUGUAAGUAAGGAGAAUACGUCAAUGUGUCUGUCGUACUGUUUAAUUAGUAGUGUACACUUGAGUAGAGUUUGAUAUUGAAAAUUCACGUGGUGUCCAUUUGCAAAGUAUCAACAAAUAAGUGUUCGUUUGGUAAUAAAUUAUCUGAACCUAUGCAAGUCGUACAUCUUAUUUCUUGUGUAACAAGAUUUCAUAUUUUCAUAUGGCAAGACGGUAAUGACGACUCCUUUCUUUGGCUGCUUUCUCCAAAGGAAGCGUAUGGAACUCAAAUCUGCAAAGUAGCAGUGGUGGCAUCAGGAGGCAUCACCAUUCCGGGUUUUCUUGGUGGAGAGGAACGAGUGCAUAUCUUACGAGACGACGAGUCGACGGACGGGAAGAUAUCGAUCCUUUUCUGAAGAACAAGCCCCGCUGGAAACAAGCUACUUUUUGGAACCUUUUCUUCUAAGCUCCUGCUCUAGUUCGCGUGAAAUAAACAGAGUCAGACCAAGUUAAGACUUUAAAGUCGAAAGUGAGGACAUGAGAAGGAUUGGGGUGACAUUUUCCUUGACUACUGUAGGCACUAGGCCGAAACAAUGGAUCGGGUAGAAGUUGAAAGCCUUCAGAGUUUGUCAGAUGUGGAGAUUGAGGGGUUUGCCUCCACCCCAGUCGCAGGAGCCCCACUCGGCCAACUCGGACACACAAUUGCUCACAGUUACCCCUGGCUGUCAAAAAUCACCACCCUCAACCUUGACCUCUGCGGGUCGGACUUGUCCCAGAGGAUAGAAAUCUCUUGUCCCAGGGGGCCCAGUUUCCGGACAGACAUGCAGCGACGGGGGGACGAGAACGGGGCGGAAGAACAAGUUCAGGACCAAAGACAGUUCACUCUGCUCAAUAGCAAGAAUGAAAAACUGCUCACUGUCGACUUCUCAAAGGACCGGAAGUCGUUUCACAUAAUGGAGCCCGACUCCAACACUUUCAUCGCCUUCUUCACAGUGCUUGAAUCCGUGGAGAGUUCACGCGUGGACAUUCACAAUGUCAUAGACGGUGAAAUCUACUACGUGGAUUCGUCCGAUACUCCGGCUCGUCUUGUGAUUAAGUCUGAGAAGGGUGAAGAGAUGGCAUCAAUUUCUAGACCCCCGCCUAAAUGGACACAGUUUAUGACCAUGACCAUGUCCCUAAACUACACAGGGGACGAGCGGGAUGGUUUGACCACAAGAGAAAAGGCUGUCGUGUUGGGCUUCCUGAUCGCUUUGGGCGUGCUAGGGAUGGAUUAUUGGAAGCGAUCCAGCAGCGGCCUCAUAACUUUCUACAUUAUUUGCAUUUUACUUUUUGCAAUCCUUGUAAUUUUUAUUUAUUGUCGUUUUCGUGACGGAAUAGGAUACAAAAAAACGGAGAAACAAGCCCCUGCAACUAAUUCAAUACUGGACAACAACACGACCUCAUACCUACGAAACUAUUAACUCACAAAAUUUAUAUGUCAACAUGGUCACGUCGUCGUUGUGAUCUUCUAAAUAAUUGUGUUGUGAUAAUAAGUUUGCAAUAUCUUUUUAAAUGCUCAACGCUUUCAUAAUAAAAUCAAUUCGUCAUGUU